ACAUCACAUCUUGCCUGAGAUAACUUAGAAUUUCCUGUUCUACAGAACCUGUCACUGUGACGCAAGUCUAAUUAGUGAUGCAAUUGUUGUGCUUGGAUUAUUGUUUUACUGUCAAUGAUGCUUUGCCAUACACACCAUGCACGUGGGUUGAGAAAAGAGUAGUUAUUUUGUGUGAAUGUUUGAAUGGAUGCUUUCUCACUCGUUGAUGAAGCAAACAAUGGGUGACUCACGUCUGAAGUUUCCCCAUCGACACAUCACAACUGGGUGUGGUAUUUGAGCAUAUUUUUGUGGUCGUCAGCAAUCUCUUAAUCAGCACUGCAAAGAAACAGCUUGUGUGUGUGAGAGAGAAAUAUAAUGCAUCAAAAAAUUCGCAGAGCGUAUCAAAACCAUAAGAUUGCAUUGAGGAAUGAGGAUAUGAACUGCUUUCAUUCCCCAGGUCCACUUUUUAAAAAAAUAAUACAGUUUUUACACAUUUUGGGUUGGGUUGAGGUCCUUUUAAUUGGUUUCUUCUGAAACUUCUUCAGCUAUAUCACCAAUAAUCAGUAGUCAGUGUAUUAACAAGGCCAGAUAAGAUCUUUAAUCUGUCAAAUGCUUUUCAUCCCCAGUUCAACUGAAUAGUGGGUGUAACUGCAGGCGUGUCAGUGUGCUUGAAUACCCACCAAUCAUAACUACACUGAUCACAACCAGGCCAGCAAGUCUCCCAACGUGGACUCAGCAGUAGAGAGAGAAUUCUCAGUUAAGAUGGAGAGGAGGGAAAGUUGAGCCACCCUUGUUUCUCGGAAACCAAGAUGUGUCUUUUCACCAAAUAUUUAGAAAGAGGUUAUCAUUUCACGGAGUCUGUGAAGGAAGAAACCACAUGGAAAAAGCAGUAAGCUAGUGUUGUACACAGGAAUUCAGAGUCAAAGUGGACAAAGUGUCAGAAGCAGAAUCCGAACUGUCAAGAUGACCAAUUCUAGCCGCAGCCCCGGCUACUGCCCUCUCAUCCAGGCCAUGGUGAACGCCAGCGUACCCUCCAACUCCUCGGCUGAGGUGGGGGCUCUGAGCCUGGCCACGGUGUGUCUCCACGGCCUGGUCUCCUCCUUCGGCAUCCUGGAGAACAUUCUCAUCCUGGGGGUUGUGGGUUUCCGUGUCCGCCGUACCGUCAUCAGCGUGUGGAUCAUCAACCUGGCUGCCUCGGACCUCUUGGCCACGGCGUCACUCCCCUUCUUCACCAUCUUCCUGGCCCGCGGAGGCACCUGGACCCUGGGCACCACCUUCUGCAAACUCCACUCCUCCAUCUUCUUCCUCAACAUGUUCGUCAGCGCCUUCCUGCUUGCGGCCAUCUCUCUGGACCGCUGUCUGGUGGUUCACAAGCCUGUCUGGGUCCAUAACCGGAGGAACGUGCAGCUGGUUGGCAGGGUAUGUGGAAUCAUCUGGGCCCUGGCUGUGCUCUGUACGGUACCGUACUACCUGUUCCGGGAUACUAUUCAUCGGCAUGACGGGAGAGUCAUGUGUUACUAUAACUACGCUCAGUAUCUCCCAGUUAGGGAGUUUGACCUAAAAGAGCUGUGUGAGGCUCGCCAGGAUGCCCUGGCCUUCUCUAAGCUCCUCCUGGCCUUCAUUCUUCCCCUGGUGGUCAUUGUGUGGAGCUAUGUAUCAGUGACCAUUGGUAUCGCGCGGCGUGGCCGCAACCGGCACCCUUUCCGGUUCGUUAGACUAGUGGUAGCAGUGUUGAUGAGCUUUGUGGUCUGCUGGGCUCCAUACCACGUCUUCAGCAUCCUGGAGGCUGUAGCUCAGUAUCGACCCUCCCUCCGGGGCCUCGUGGCCAGCGGCCUGCCCCCCACCGCCAGCCUAGCCUUCCUCAACAGUGUGCUAAACCCCAUCCUCUAUGUGUUCAGCUGUCCGGACCUGUGCCAUAAGAUCAGACAGUCCCUUGCGGCAGUAAUGGAGAGCGUGCUGGCGGAGGACCUAGGGGAGUGGUCACGGCGACAAAGCACGCAGAGAUCUUCCAGCAGUACCUCAGAGCUGCUGCUGAGGGGGAGGAGGUCCCUCAACAAUGCCCCCAGCCUGAGAGGAAGAGACUUCAGGGCGGAGGAGGAGGCGGCACAGAAGACGAAGGAACCACACCCUGCUAACUGAGAAGGUGUUGUGUCAAUGACAGUUCCGAUGCCAAAGCCAGGUUCGCGUCUAGGUUCUGCAACAGUGGGAUACAUAAUGAUCCGUUUAUAAAUCAUUGUAUUUUGAAUCCGUGUUAUGUACAGCAUAGACACCAGAAGGAUUGAGGAAUAUAUCUUGUGUGUUUUGCAAUGGUUUCAGUAGUGUUAAACCAAAGGCUCAGCAAUGUGCUAGUAUGCUUUUAUAUUUGCUUUUUGCUUUUGUACGGUACCCAUUCCAAGUAGGCUCUGAUGCACCCCUUUUCAAUUGCAGACUUGCCUGCUAAUGUAAAUGGUGACCCACUGGUCUCGCUUUGGCAAGUCACUACUAGGGAAUUUCUGGACGCUCUUAGUUAUUGAUGGUAAAAGUCCACUGGGACAGACAUGCUUGACCCAAGUAUUCUACGACUUGCUGUACAUAUGAUUGUGGAACCCUUGACACAUAUCUUUUUAAUCUAUCCAUUCUCUUGGGUAUUAUUCCUAAGGUGUGGAAGGUGGCCCUUGAUCUCCCGCUCCACAAAGGUGGUGAUCCCUGCUAUCUUCGUAAUUAUCACACAAUCUCAAAACUUUCAUGUCUAGCGAAGAUAUUAGAAGUCUCUGUAAAUUCUCAGCUGCUCUCCUUUUUUAGAUGGAAAAUCUAUUCCGAAUGCGCACCAGUCAGGCUUUAGGCCAGGACAGAGCACCAUCUUGGCUGCUUUAUAUGGUUAACGCGCUAGGAAACAGGAAACGGCACCGCACUGCCCUUUAUAUUGAUCUGUUGAAAGCAUUCGAUCAUGCACUCCUGCUAUGGAGGCUAUCUGAAAUUUGUGUAGACCAACUCGCCUGUAGCUGGUUCAAAAAUGAUCUACACGACAGACGUAAAUGUACACUGAGUGUACAAAUCAUUAGGAACACCUUCCAAAUAUUGAUUUGCACGCUCUUUUGUCCUCAGAACAGCCUCAUUUCAUUGGGGGAUGGAUU
Oncorhynchus tshawytscha (Chinook salmon) is the source of this 3092-nucleotide messenger RNA. Its product is annotated as prostaglandin D2 receptor 2. Lineage: Eukaryota; Metazoa; Chordata; Actinopteri; Salmoniformes; Salmonidae. The record is from RefSeq and is a predicted model, not a curated record. The coding region runs from base 943 to 2118 and encodes 391 amino acids. Gene Ontology annotation, biological process: complement receptor mediated signaling pathway; inflammatory response; phospholipase C-activating G protein-coupled receptor signaling pathway. The transcript has 3 exons. Gene Ontology annotation, cellular component: plasma membrane. Gene Ontology annotation, molecular function: complement receptor activity; G protein-coupled receptor activity.